GAGGCGGAGUUUUGGUCCCUCCCCUCCGGCAGCGCCCGGCAUUCACUCCGUCCGUCCGUCCGUCCGUCCGUCCGUCCGUGCGGCGCACGGCGCCCUGCAGAGCCGGGACACGGCAGCAGGGUAGGAGGACCCGGAGGUGGUGUGCAGCCACAAGUUUCCAUCCUGCCCCCACCUCCCGUGGAGCAGCCCUGUGCUAUACCCAACCCCCCGCACAGAGCACUGAGCCGGCUGCUGCCUGCCUGCACCCCGCCGUGGGACCUUCUGCUCUUCCCAACAAGUGAUGGCAUCGCUGUGGGUGAGAGCCAGGAGGGUGUUCAUGAAAAGUCGUGCUUCAGGUUUCUCGGCGAAGGCGGCGACGGAGAUGGGGAGCGGCGGCGCGGAGAAGGGCUAUCGGAUCCCCGCCGGGAAGGGCCCGCACGCCGUGGGCUGCACGGAUCUGAUGACCGGCGACGCGGCCGAGGGAAGCUUUUUGCGCCUGUAUUACCCAUCGUGUGACGACACAGAUACUGAAGAGACGCCCUGGAUUCCAGAUAAAGAGUACUACCAGGGGCUGUCUGACUUCCUCAACGUGUACCGGGCCCUGGGAGAAAGGCUUUUCCAGUACUAUGUUGGCUCAGUGACCUGUCCUGCAAAAUCAAACGCUGCUUUUAAGCCAGGAGAGAAAUACCCACUGCUCGUUUUUUCCCAUGGACUUGGAGCUUUUCGGACCAUCUAUUCUGCUAUCUGCAUAGAGAUGGCUUCUCAAGGCUUUCUAGUGGCAGCUGUGGAGCACAGAGAUGAAUCGGCUUCAGCAACGUAUUUCUGUAAAAAGAAGGCUGAUUCUGAGCCAGAGGAGGAUCAAACAUCAGGCGUGGAGAAGGAGUGGAUCUACUACAGGAAGCUCAGAGCAGGAGAGGAGGAGCGCUGUCUGCGUCACAAGCAGGUACAGCAGAGAGCACAGGAGUGCAUCAAAGCGCUCAACCUCAUUCUUAAGAUCAGUUCAGGAGAGGAAGUGAUGAAUGUGCUGAACUCAGACUUUGACUGGAGCCACCUGAAGGAUUCUGUUGAUACUAGCAGAAUAGCUGUGAUGGGACACUCUUUUGGUGGUGCUACAGUUAUUGAGAGCCUCAGCAAAGAAAUUAGAUUUAGGUGUGGCAUUGCCCUUGAUGCGUGGAUGCUCCCGGUAGGCGAUGACACUUACCAAAGCAGUGUGCAGCAACCACUGCUCUUUAUCAAUUCCGAAAAAUUCCAGUGGGCUGCCAAUAUCUUAAAGAUGAAGAAGCUUAGCUCCAAUGAUACCAACAAGAAAAUGAUCACCAUCAAAGGAUCGGUACAUCAGAGCUUUCCUGAUUUUACUUUUGUGAGUGGAGAAAUCAUUGGAAAGUUUUUCAAGUUAAAAGGAGAAAUAGACCCAAAUGAAGCUAUUGAUAUAUGCAACCACGCUUCAUUGGCCUUCCUGCAGAAACAUCUGAGUCUUAAGAGAGAUUUUGAUAAGUGGGAUUCACUCGUGGAUGGCAUAGGACCCAAUGUUAUUUCUGGUACCAAUAUCGACUUAUCUCCAACUGAGUAAGGAGUACAAGGAAGUACUGCAAAGGCCACCAGCAGCAGGACACCAACGUUGGCCACACAUUGCUUGGAGCUGAGAUAGCACUGGCCUCCCACACAGCUUUUGGAGUGUGAAACAACAACAAAAAAAUCACAGUGGAGAAAGAUUUUAAGUUCAGAGGAGUCAGUGGGAUUCCCUAAAAUACUGCAGCAGGGCAGUUCUUGCUUUGCAGGCAGUAGGCAGGAGGCAAUUGAAACAUCUCUGACCUAGAACCAACUUUGCAGAGAUAAAUGAAGCUCCAAGGAAUUCAGCUACCAGUUUUGUCAGUCUGCAGCACCCAUCAAGUUUGGGGUUUGUUUUUUUGCCAUGUAAGAAAGAGCUCCUUAAGUUAUUAAACUACGUAAGAGUAUUUCAGCUGCGCUCUGGAACAGCUGGGGCUGGGACACACUUCUGCUCCUUCAAGGCAGGAAGGUGCCAUUGGGAGAAGCUCUUCUGAAUUGGCAUUUAAAUGAGCGUCCCAGUAAAAGCCACAUGAAAUAGCGUAAGGUAGCUGCAAAAGUAGGAGUUUGUUCUGACAGAGGACCUCUCAUGUGAACUUACCCCUUUUUGUGUUCACGCCGCUGUGCUCAGAAGUGGUUUCCAUUCCAAAAGCUGUUAAAAAGGUCGCUCAGAGCAAGCGUAGUUUCCCCAGGGCAGAGCUUUACAGCAGAGCCUCCCCCAUCAAUCCCUGUGCCACCACCAUCAACUAGUAUUGCUGCCGCUUAAACUGUGGAAUAGAUGCACACCACUGCUACUUGCUCCCUUCAGAAAGGGGCACACGAGCAGUGUUUGAUCACAGUGAUGUCUCACGCAGUGGUAAUACCCUCCAUAUCCUCACCUUUGUGCAGGUAUUGGCACUGCUGCCCGUAGGUGCCAGCAGAUACAGUGGGCUGUGAAUGGCCAAAGGCAGCUCUGCUUUCCAGAGCAAAACUGGAAGGACUUGGAGAGGGGGAAACUACUACUGACUGUAACCUAUUUGUUCCAAAAUAAGGGUACAAACAAGAUGCAACUGGAGCAGUUAACACUAAUUAAACAUUUUGUAUAAAUCUGAUCUUAACAUGAGAUCGCAAUGAUAGCUGCAGUCUGUUUUUCAGAAUUAAAUUAUUUACAGCCUA
Gallus gallus (chicken) is the source of this 2679-nucleotide messenger RNA. RefSeq names its product phospholipase A2 group VII (gene PLA2G7). Gene Ontology annotation, molecular function: 1-alkyl-2-acetylglycerophosphocholine esterase activity. The record is from RefSeq and is marked provisional. NCBI's taxonomy places the organism in Eukaryota, Metazoa, Chordata, Aves, Galliformes, Phasianidae. Bases 281 to 1549 code for a protein of 422 amino acids. The transcript is spliced from 12 exons.